AUGAGAGACAUUGUUUCCUGUUUUAGCGAAAACGCCGUUAACAUUUCUAAUCCUUCCUGCUCUAGCUACUCCAAUGCCGCCGCCGCCGUUGUCUCUCUGCCGUCGUCGUCGCCGUCGCCAUCGGUGAAAACCGCCGUCACGAGCCUUUAUGCUACCACUCUCUCGGCGGCGCAGAGUCAUCUCAUGAUUUCAGUGACAUGGACGAAAACCCAUUCUUCUCAAAGCUUGGCCGUCAAUUUCACGCAAUCUCCGACCGCCAUAGCCUUCCACCUUGAUACCACCGUCAGAUUCUUCAAGAAAAACAAAGGGUCGAAAUCCUAUGACUUCCAAUCUUCCAAAAUCGAGAUUCUUUGGGAUCUCGCCGCCGCCAUUUACGACGGUGGACCAGAACCCAUUUCAGGAUUCUACGUUUUAGUCACGAUAGAUUCAGAAAUCGCUUUGGUUUUGGGGGAAAUUCCGGUAUCUUCGCGGCCUUAUAGCCUGAAAACCACCAUGGCUGCCGACCCAGAAGCUCGAAAAUGCUGGUUGAUCUCAAGAACAGAGCAUUGCUCUGGAAAUACUCUGUUUUCGACGAAAGCGAAGUUCAGUGAGAAUGGGGUUUUUCAUGAGAUCUCAAUCCGAUGCGGCGGCGACGACGACGGAGGGAAAAGAAAGCAACCGGGAUUGUGGGUUUGGAUCGACAAGAAGGCGGUGAUUAGAGUGAAGAGAUUGCAAUGGAAUUUCAGGGGAAAUCAGAGCAUUUUCGUUGAUGGGUUGCUUGUAGAUUUGCUGUGGGAUGUUCAUGACUGGUUUUUUGGGUCCGCCAUGAAUGGAUUUGCGGUGUUCAUGUUUAGAAGAAGGAGUGGAUUGGAGAGUAGGCUGUGGUUGGAAGAGGAGAAGAAGAUGAUUCCUCAUAAUGAUAUUCAAAAAAGUUUGGAUUUUUCAUUGUUGAUCUAUGCAAGUAAGACUUCUUGA
Cucurbita pepo subsp. pepo (vegetable marrow) is the source of this 954-nucleotide messenger RNA. RefSeq lists its product as uncharacterized. NCBI's taxonomy places the organism in Eukaryota, Viridiplantae, Streptophyta, Magnoliopsida, Cucurbitales, Cucurbitaceae. The record is from RefSeq and is a predicted model, not a curated record.